CCGAAAGUGCUGUGAGCGGCCGCGGGGCGUCGCCUUCACCUGGCCCGAGGUUUGGCUGACCCAGCUGGGAAGCCUGAAGGGCACUCAACAUGAACGGAAGAGUCGGGUAUUGGACCUGUGAGGAAGAGAUCAGUCUGACCAGGGGGCCCUCAGGGCUGGGCUUCAACAUCGUCGGUGGGACAGAUCAGCAGUAUAUCUCCAACGACAGUGGCAUCUACGUCAGCCGUAUCAAAGAGAACGGGGCUGCGGCCCUGGAUGGUCGGCUCCAGGAGGGUGAUAAGAUACUCACGGUGAAUGGUCAAGACUUAAAGAACCUGCUGCACCAAGAUGCUGUGGACCUCUUUCGAAAUGCAGGCUAUACUGUGUCUCUGAGGGUACAGCACAGGGAACAAGUGCAGAAUGGGCCUGUAGGACACAGAAGUGAAGGAGAGUCAAGUGGCAUUCCCAUAGCCAUGAUUUUGGUGCCAGUGUUUGCCCUCACCGUGGUUGCAGCCUGGACCUUCAUGAGAUAUCGACAACAACUUUGACAAGCUUGCUUUUCUCCAGUGCCUCCGGGUGAAGAGACAUUCUCUCACCCUUUCCCUGCCACUGCUCUCUUUCCCUCUGUCUGCCCAGUCAACACGUGACUGCUGUGCACACAGAGCCCUGCUGCUCACAACAGACUCUAACCCUCACAUGCUAAAUGGGAGCGUAAAGGUCUUCUCUGAAGAAAAGAGGAAGAAAGGACUUGUUCAGAAAGAUCUGUCUAGCUACAUUUCUAAGUCCAUCGAUGGGAGUUUAGCUACCACCAAAGAGGGAAAGGCCCAGUCUUCCUGUCGUCAUGAGUGACACUGGUUUUAGCUGGCAUGCUUUAAAGGCUACCUGUAUAAGCUGAGAGGAAGACAGGAUGUUCUUAUUUAUGAUUUUUUGAGGGGACAUUUUUGUGGCCUUCAUUUAAUCUCUUCCUAACUAUGUACUAAGUUGCCUAUAUUGAACAGAGAAUGAUGAGAAGAACAAUUUUACAACAAAACAAAAUUUAAAUACUUACAUACCAACACACAACCACAGAUAUACACACGGAGAAUUUGACGAGGCAACUCCUCAUUUCUGUCCCUUACCUAAGGGACAAUCUUAAUUGAAGAAUUUGAAGAGCUCUAUUUUAAAGCAUAUAUAAUGAGAUUGAGCCUUUAAAGAGUACGCCCAAUCGGAGUCAUAAAAAAUAGAAAUUUUAAGAGUGAAGUAACCACUCAGAAAUUUUGCAUGAACACAUUUUACUUCUGUAAUAUGCACGGUGAAGUUGAAGUCCAUUGGUAUAAACCAGAGCAGUUUGUCCAGAAAGCAUUGUGCUAUAAAGAUACGUGCCAGUGACAUGGCGUGCCUCCCAGUGUUGUCCAGGCUCACCUGAAAGGGUUUGGGGUUGGGCUCUGGCAGAGGCACCACACCCAUCCCGGGAGGAAACACUAAGUGGGAAACAAGAGCGAGCCUCCAUGCUGGUCUCUCAACCCGCCUUCUUGAUUCUAGUGGCAGUUGACACUUGAGAGAGGGGACUCUUCCUUUGGCAGAAUGGGCAUCAAAGUCCCGCUGUCUGGUUUUUGGUAUGAUGAUAGGAUUUGGAUUGCUACUUUGUUUUCUUUCCCCCCAAAAAGGCUCUGCAUUCUGGCUAUUCCCUUCAAUAAUAAAUGAUUUGCAGGGAAGGAUCAA
Messenger RNA from Echinops telfairi (small Madagascar hedgehog), 1680 nucleotides. RefSeq names its product synaptojanin 2 binding protein (gene SYNJ2BP). The record is from RefSeq and is a predicted model, not a curated record. Lineage: Eukaryota; Metazoa; Chordata; Mammalia; Afrosoricida; Tenrecidae. Gene Ontology annotation, molecular function: protein binding. The transcript has 4 exons. Bases 90 to 527 code for a protein of 145 amino acids.